AAUAAGUUGGAAUUUCACUCAAGUUUGAUUUUGAUACAACCAUUUCAUCAUUUGAAGUUACCAUAUAUAUAGUUCCAAAACAUUUUAAUUAAUGUGCUCCAUUUGUAGGUUAAAGGACUAUCUCCCUCUAUCACAUCAACCCAACGGUCAAGAUGGCAUCUAAUGUAACAGUUCAAUCAGUGUUGGAGAAGAUUAGUGUGGAUCAUCUGGAAUGCUCCAUCUGCACCAACCGUUUCAGGCAGCCCAAACUGCUGGACUGUUUGCAUAGUUUUUGCCUGCAAUGCCUCCACGAGCUCAGACAGAGCCAAGAUCCUAGUGGUACAAAGCUGACAUGUCCUCUGUGCAGACAUGAAACCAUGUUGAAAGGGUCUGGGGUUGCUGAUCUCCCUAAUAAUUGUGCAUUCAGUGCCCUGGUGGAGGAAGUUACAAUGCAGGAAAAGCUACUGGAAGGUCAAGGGUCAGAGAUCAAAUGUCAAAACUGUAAAGAGGAGAAUCAGGCAAUUUCAAGAUGCAUGGAUUGCGAUCAUUUCCUGUGUCAAGAAUGUCAAAAGGCUCAUGAACGUAUGACUGUCAUCAAUUCGCACAAAAUCUAUACACUGGCUCAACUUCGAUCAGGAGAGAUUGUCUACAAGAGUAAACUCAGAGAAGAAAUUCCAAAAUGUGGCAAGCAUCCAGAUCAGAAUCUCAAUGUUUACUGCAACACAUGUGAGCAAGUCAUAUGUCUCAUGUGUACUGUUCUAGAUCAUGAAAAACCCAAACACUCUUGUAUUGGCUUACCUGAGGCUUUUGAGAAAUGUAAGAAAAAGGUAGAAGAACUUAUUGCAAAAAUUGGUAAAAGCAAAACAGAACUGAACAGUACCAUAGAGAAGACUUGCAUAUCUCGCAAGAAACUUGACAUCAUGUUUGCAAACACCAAAAAGAAAAUCUCAGAAAAAGCUGACCAAGAGGUUGCCAAGAUCCGACAGGAGGAGCAGAAACUGUUAAAAGAGACUGCCAGGAUUUACAAAGAGAGAGUCGUAACAUUUGAAGCAGCUCAAGCCAAUAACAGCAAAGAGGUGACACAGACAGAGCACAAGCUGGAAGAGGUGAUACAACUCAUGAAUCAAGCAAGUUGCUAUGAGAUUCUUGAACUUCAGCAGAAGCUCUUGCAUAACCUCAGUGAAUUGACAGGGAAACAGCCACAACAAGUUCCUGACAAGUUGAGCUUCAUGGACUAUGAAGAUGAUGAGAGGUCACUUGGGAGACUCAUUCUGGAAGAAGAGCCACAGGCUGCAGCUAAGCAAUCACCAAGACCUUUAACAAGACACCUGACAUCUAACAAGAGGAAGCCCCUGGAUGCCAGGGCCGACAUAGUAUGGUUGCUGAGGGCGCAGUCAAGUUCCCGCUGCAACUAUAGAUAA
Patiria miniata (bat star) is the source of this 1400-nucleotide messenger RNA. Its product is annotated as E3 ubiquitin-protein ligase TRIM56-like. NCBI's taxonomy places the organism in Eukaryota, Metazoa, Echinodermata, Asteroidea, Valvatida, Asterinidae. Gene Ontology annotation, molecular function: zinc ion binding; ubiquitin-protein transferase activity. The transcript is spliced from 2 exons. The record is from RefSeq and is a predicted model, not a curated record. Bases 153 to 1400 code for a protein of 415 amino acids. Gene Ontology annotation, biological process: positive regulation of DNA-templated transcription. Gene Ontology annotation, cellular component: nucleoplasm; chromatin.